GGCGCCUUCUUUUCUUCUUCGGCGUCUUCCCCAUCCGUUUGUAUUGGAAGUUGCACGGGCUCAGCAGAACUCCUUGUUUCCCAAUCACCCCCAUCAUCACAAAAGCUCUAUCUGAUCAAGUUCGUCACUGAUUAACCACGUUCCACACAGGCUUCUUGCCAGUCAGAACUUUCGUUACAAUGCCUUCAAAGAACAACAACAAGCUCAACUGGGACGGCAACUUCAGCCGAACCUAUCCGCUUCCUCCGGCGUUCAAAUGUGCUGUUGGUGGCGAGUGGCGACCUAUUCUUCGAUUCUCAAAGAAUCAGCUUGCCAUCUGGCACAAGCGAAAACGUUCUCCCAACGAUGGCAUAACACCGGCCAACAUCAAACUUGUAUGCCGUGAUCACACUGGCGAGCCAGUCCUGUCACUCAAGUGCAACGGCCCCUGCGGUUUGCACAAGGCUCGCGACAAGUUCAGUACAGCACAGAGACGCAACAAGUUCCGUUGGUGUGGAAGCUGUGUGCGAUGGCGAGCACAGCAGGAAUACGAUUCCGUCCCAAUUGCUGCCCCCAACGAAGUGAACGACGCUCCUGACGAAGUAGAGGGCUUUAUGGCUCAGCAGGAUGACCAGGAUGACCAGCAAGGGGACCAGCCCGAAGUACAAGGUGGUGAGCGUGAUGGACAGCAUGAUGAAUUUGCUGAUAUCCCCAGCCUUGCAGACGGUGAAGACCUUCUGUUGACCGACAAUGAGAACGAUGACAGCCCCGAGACAUCAGUGGCUGGCUAUGGUCAUUAUUUUUGCGAUGAGUCCUCGGAGUAUUCUGAUGAUGAUGAUCAUAUCACCACUGCUAACUGCGCUCCCGCCGACGACAUUGCAAAGCCCAUGAGCACCAUGAUAAUCAACACAAAUAGGUCGCUGAGGGUACCUUCGGUCAAUUUGAUUUCAGGAUCCACUCAGGCUUCACAGCAAUCAUCCCGAUUCACCUCUACUUCGGUCUCUCAGGGUGCCGGGACCCGCCAUGCUUUGGCCUCAACUCAAAUCUCAACGUUUGAUGUGCAAGGCUCAUCUGAAGCACACUCGACUCAAACAUCAAAAUCAUCAUGGAUGCCCCUUCACUUGUUGGCGAAUGAGAAUCAAGUCACUCUUCGAGAGAGGAACCUUAUUCAGCGUCAUGUAUCAGGCCCUGUCGAAUCUGGCGCCUCAACUCCAUCUAUGGUAUCAAGCGACUCUCGAGCUGGUAUUCCGACAAUGUCGACGGAUUCCCGUGUCCCUUCGUCCGAGGUACAAGGUCCCCGUGCCCUGCGGGCUCAAAAGUUCACUGCCUUCGACCCCAACGGUAACGCACAUCAGAGAGACGUUGGUGGUACAAGCACUGGAACCAACGCCUCGGCUGCACAUGCAGCAGGAAGUGUCACGGAUCGUAACAAACCGCAGAAGGGCAAUGGUAACUGGGCACGGGUGGACAGGCGAAAAGUCUUCCACUCGUUGUGGGUACCGGAGAAUAGAUCAGGCAAUGGUUAUGUCGACACCUACAAUUCUGGCAGUGAGGACGAGAUGUAAUUUCAACCUUCCUCAAUAGCUUGUGGGGUUACUAUAGAACUGAACAUGUCGACUGUUUUUCUGCGUUGUUUUAUGGUUAGUGAUAUGGUUUAGAGUUUAGUGGUAAGCGCAUAAGUUCACAAUGGUCACGACUGCUUGCUGGCAGAUGUCACUGAUGUGACAUGGGAAUACCUCAAAGGUCACUAGACUUUGGUGAUUGUUAUCCGUGGACAGCUAGUAGUAUAGCCUAGGAUCUAAUUGAC
This is a messenger RNA of Truncatella angustata, 1786 nucleotides long. RefSeq lists its product as uncharacterized. NCBI's taxonomy places the organism in Eukaryota, Fungi, Ascomycota, Sordariomycetes, Amphisphaeriales, Sporocadaceae. The transcript is spliced from 6 exons. The coding region runs from base 180 to 1544 and encodes 454 amino acids. The record is from RefSeq and is a predicted model, not a curated record.